Truncatella angustata is the source of this 712-nucleotide messenger RNA. RefSeq names its product GMC oxidoreductase-domain-containing protein. Gene Ontology annotation, molecular function: oxidoreductase activity; flavin adenine dinucleotide binding. Lineage: Eukaryota; Fungi; Ascomycota; Sordariomycetes; Amphisphaeriales; Sporocadaceae. The transcript has 2 exons. The coding region runs from base 1 to 567 and encodes 188 amino acids. The record is from RefSeq and is a predicted model, not a curated record.
AUGCUAUGGGACUACAUCGUCGAAGGAGGAGGGCUUGGCGGCUCGGUUGCGUCAAGCCGGCUUCAUGAGUACUUGCCCGCCGCCAAUAUACUCCUCCUCGAGGCGGGCACGCACGCGAACAAUCGGGAGGAUAUCAUGUGGUACAAUUCGACCAACCCUGUCUAUCGCGGCGAGUUCAACUGGAACUACACCACAACCCCCCAGGUCAACGCAGAUCUGCCAAAGGUAAACCCCACUCAGGGCAGGGCACUCGGAGGUGGUACUGUCAUCAACAAGAACAUGUAUCUUCUAGCAGUCAAGAAAUUCUGCUUCUUCGCUACGUCAUAUAUGGUCUACCUUGUGACGCUUAUUCUAUGGUUCGACCGCCGCCGGGAGCGUUUAGUGGGCGGUUUACAAGAACAGGCGGCCUUUGCAAGAUCCAAAGGCUCAAUCCAAAGGGGGCCUGGCUUUACCUCCGAGUCUCCUGUUGGUUGGGGCAUGGAUUAUCCAUUUUUAAGCAUGUUUCCGGGAAGUGAGGUGCAGAUGAUUCGAUGCCAUAGGUCAGCCACAUCUGCUCCUCGUCUCUAGAGGUAGCAUCAUUGGUGGCCUGGUAAUAAAUUGCUGCCGGUCCCGAAGGGCCUUUGUCUUUGUGGAUGGAUGUUGCCAAAGGAUGAUAUUGAGGGUUCUGGUUCGGUACACAUCGAUUCAUAGCAGUUUUGCGAGCCGAGUAGCC